AUGAGGGCUGUUAGUUUUGUUAAAAGACUUCAAUGGGAUUUACCUGGCACUGUAUGUAGACAUGGUUUAACAAUAGGAGAUGUCGACAAUGAUGGUGAUAAUGAAUUAGUUAUUGGUACAGCGGAGGGAGAACUUUAUAUUUUUAAAGGCUCAGAGUUAUGGCAAAAGAUACCUGGGCUAGGCCUUAUAACUAGUGUAGCGAUAGGAGAUAUUUUUAACUAUGGACGAAAUGCGUUAGUUGUAAUAUGUGGAGAUGGCUGGGCACAUAUCUUUUACAGCCCAAGAUCUGUUAACCCUAACAUGAGCAACGUAACUUCUACUCAACAAUUAAUCAAGGAACCAAUUGAUCAAGACAACAUAAAACAUGGCCAUCCAAGCACGGAUAUCGCAACAGGUGUUAACAUGACAAGUUCUUCAAGUUUAGAUCAAAUAGAUGGCAAUAAUGAAAUUAAUGAAUUAUCUGGUAAAAUGGAGUGUGUUCAUGUACAAAGAAUCCCAACUAAUACAAAAAUGGUCUUAGUAGCAGAUGUUGAUAAAGAUGGUGCAAAUGAAAUGGUACUUGGUUUGACCGAUCGUGUAGUUAGAUCUUACAGAUGGUCAAGUAAUCUAGAAUUAGGUAGAGGAAAGUUAGUUGGACUGAAUAAAUGGGAAUGUGCUAAUCAAAUAGGAACAGUCACGUUACAGCAUAUGGCAGAUGGAACACCAACGUUGUUAGUUGCUCAACCUGGCGGAACUUUCAUGCGAAUUAAAUGUAAUCCAGAAGAUUGUCAUUUAGAAGAUGAAAUUAAUCAGAAAAGUAACGAAACAGCAGCGAGCUGCGUGGAUUAUCAAACGUUGGGAAUAUCAAGAAUGCGCAAUCAGAAUAUUUCAACGGAAAUCAUCGGAGAUUUAGAGUGUGUAGUAGAAAAUAAGUCGAAUUACGAAUUUAAAGAGUUAUUAUUCAAAUCGAGUGCUUUAAACGAAGUGCAAUGUGGUAAGAACUUGAAAUCUGUCUCGCUAGAAUUUAAGAAAAAUAAUUCGCAAUCAGAGAUAAGGAAAAGUAGCCUUAGCAUCAUGGAAGGACGUAGGAAAAAUUCAACGAUCGAAAAUUCUAAAACGAAUAAAGCUUUUGGAACUACCGAUCCUUCUAGUCGGGAUCAAGUUGACGGUAAUAUUUUUGGGGGCAACGUAAUUCUUGGUGGUUACGACAUUAAGUCGGAAAAGGAUUCUUUGUUACCUACGUAUAAGCAUUUUUCGUGUCAAGAUAAUAGCAGUAACAAUAAGAUAGAAGAUGCAAAAGGAAAAGGUAAAACCGAAACUGACGCGAAUGUACAAGAUAAUUUAUUGCAAGGAAAACCUUACGCUCUUGCUACUUUAGACGGGACAAUAAUGUUAGUUAAGGACGAAAUCAUUCUAUGGUCGAUGCAAGUGGAUCAUCAAAUAUUCGCUCUAUGUCGAUUAGACGUUACCGGCGACGGUUCUGACGAAAUAGUUGCUUGCGCAUGGGACGGGCAAACCUACAUUUUAGAUCAACAACGUAAUAGCGUACGAUUUCAAUUCGAAGAACCAGUUAGAGCAUUCUGUACUGGUAACUAUAAUGUUACCCCUGGUUUUCCGACACCUUGUCUCGUAUAUAACAGUUUCAAUAAUAAGAUAUUUCUUUAUUACGAUGUUACGCUUCCAAGUAUGGUUACUAAGCCUUUGAAUCCUAUGGACGAACUCGAUUCCGAAGAAAAGAAAAUUUUAGAUAAUCUCCUAGGAAACUGUACCGAGAUGGAGAAACAACAGAGAAUACAAGAGUUAACUGAAUGGUUGCUGUAUGGAACAUCUUAAGAUUUAAUUAUGUAAAAUUAUAAGAAAAAAAAAACAAAAAAAAAAAAUGAUAAAAUUAUAAAAAAAUUACAAAAAUAAGGAAUAUAUGCAGAUUCUUAUAAAGCAA
Bombus pyrosoma is the source of this 1918-nucleotide messenger RNA. RefSeq names its product KICSTOR complex protein ITFG2-like. The record is from RefSeq and is a predicted model, not a curated record. The transcript is spliced from 6 exons. Gene Ontology annotation, biological process: regulation of TOR signaling. Lineage: Eukaryota; Metazoa; Arthropoda; Insecta; Hymenoptera; Apidae. Gene Ontology annotation, cellular component: KICSTOR complex. Bases 1 to 1812 code for a protein of 603 amino acids.